This is a messenger RNA of Clonostachys byssicola, 234 nucleotides long. Lineage: Eukaryota; Fungi; Ascomycota; Sordariomycetes; Hypocreales; Bionectriaceae. The record is from the annotation of a GenBank genome assembly.
AUGAGUGGAUAUACAGACGAAGUUGCCCGAGAGACACACGAUCUCAUCCACAAUGCAGAGGAGGAGGAGCAGAAGGCUCAUCCUGGCCAUAACCUGACGCAACCUGACUCUGGAGAAGACCCAGCUGGUCUCGGAUCAUCAUCCACGUCCGAUCAGAAGCACCCUCAAGGUCGAAAAUCCAGUACAUCCAAGAUCGGAGACAAGGUCAAGGAGGUGUUCCACAUGAAGAAAUAA